Lathyrus sativus (Indian pea) is the source of this 1809-nucleotide messenger RNA. NCBI's taxonomy places the organism in Eukaryota, Viridiplantae, Streptophyta, Magnoliopsida, Fabales, Fabaceae. The record is from the annotation of a GenBank genome assembly.
AUGAGAAAACAAGGGUCUCCCAGAAGUGGAAAAAAUUCUGAGUUUAACGGUGCUACUAGAGUAAUGUUAGGAACAAAAGAUUACAAGAUAACGAGCGUUGAUUGUCGUUGGCAUUCGAAAACUUUGUUGCUACAUGGACUGAAAAAUGGUUCACCAAAAUACAAUACUAUUAGAGGCUUUUAUGUUGGAAAAAAGAAUAUCAGAACACUAGUUCUCAUGUUUGGAUUGUUGGCUUGUCUUUUCCUUCUUGAUUCUAUUUUCAUCUCGUUUUUCGAGUUUGAAAAUCUUCAACCAAGUAGAGGUUCAAAUAAUUCAAGUCAGCUUCAGGUGCAUGUUUCCUUCCUCCGCAAGAAACAAUCGCCUAUACAUAUGUAUGACCGUCUUCUAAACAUGGCUUCGAGUGCUCUUGCAGAGAGGGAGUUCAAGCAAGAGUCGUCUAAUUUAUGGAUGGAUCCUUAUAAACAAGCAUCUUUAUGGAAACCUUGUGCACAAAGCAAAGAUCAAACCAAGUCUGUGAAAAGUAAUGGCUACAUUUUAAUCAGUGCAAAUGGCGGUCUUAAUCAACAACGAGUUGCUAUUUGCAAUGCCGUGGCUGUGGCGUCUGUCCUGAAUGCAACUCUUGUUAUUCCGAAAUUUCUUUACAGUAAUGUAUGGAACGAUCCGAGCCAAUUUGGUGACAUAUACCAGGAGGAGCAUUUCAUAGAUAUCCUUAAGGAUGAUAUCAAAAUUGUGAAGGAACUUCCACCUGAUAUAAAGUCCAUGGAUGUAGAAGCAAUUGGAAGCCAGAUUACAGAUGCGGAUCUCGCAAAGGAGGCCACAGUUGGUGACUACAUUGAAACUGUGCUUCCUCUUCUUUUGAAAAAUAGAGUUGUUCACUUCCUUGGAUAUGCAAAUCGACUUGGUUUUGAUCCUUUGCCUUCGGAUAUUCAGAGGUUAAGAUGCAAAUGCAAUUUCCAUGCUUUGAAAUUUGUCCCAAAAAUUCAACAAGUUGGGUCUAUAUUGAUCAAAAGGAUUAGAAAAUAUAGAGCUUCACAAAGCAUGUUAGACACACAUUUGGUGGGGAAGUUCAUCCGCAACAAGGAAGGUCAUGAAGCUGCAAAAGGCUCAACGAAAUAUCUUGCUUUGCACUUACGAUUUGAAAUAGAUAUGGUGGCCUAUUCGUUGUGCGAGUUUGGAGGAGGCGAAAAUGAGAGAAACGAACUUCAAGCUUACAGAGAAAGACACUUCCCUCUCUUUCUCGAGCGCUUGAAGAAUUCAUCCUCUAUUUCUCCGACGAAUUUGAGAAAAAAGGGAAGAUGUCCAUUGACACCAGAAGAAGCGGCACUUGUUCUAGCAGGUCUUGGUUUCAAACAAGAAACUUACAUUUACUUGGCCGGUUCUCAUAUCUACGGGGAAAACUCAAGAAUGGAGGCCUUCAAUCGACUCUAUCCCAACAUAGUCACGAAGGAAAACCUUCUCACAGACACUGAACUAGCACCUUUCAAGAAUUUUUCUUCUCAGCUGGCUGCUUUGGAUUUUAUCGCAUGUGCAAGUGCUGAUGUAUUCGCCAUGACAGACUCUGGAAGCCAAUUUUCAUCAUUGGUAUCUGGAUUCAGAACCUACUAUGGCAGCGGUCACGCUCCUACUUUGCGGCCGAAUAAGACAAGAUUAGCUGCAAUUUUUACAGAGAAUGGCACCAUAGGAUGGAAUAGUUUUGAAUUCAGAGUAAAGAAGAUGAUUCUAGAAGGCCAGAAUGUUGCCAUAAGGAGUUACGGACGAAGCAUAUAUCGAUAUCCUAGGUGUCCAGAAUGCAUGUGCAAACACCAUUAG